GCCAGUUCCCGGCCGGUUUCAGUCGACAACCAACCAUCGUGACGAGUGGUUGUAUCAAUUUUGACAUCACUUAACACGAUACGAUGACAAUUAGUGUUUGUUUUUAUAAAUGAAAUUGUGCUCACGUGAUUAUUUUAUAAGUGUUUUAUAUUGGAUUCUAUUGGAUUUGUAUUUGAAAUGUCAGCGAAUACGUUCAUAACGUCCGAAGAUGUCAUUCCUGACUGCAAAGAUCGUAUAUUGGAGAGGGACGCCGGAUUCGUCUCCGGAGGCGAUGAUGACGACUCCUGCUCCGGCCCGGCGCAUUCCGACGACUCGGGGGUCAGAUUGGUGGAGUCCGACCUUAGGAAGAGACAACACACUCCGACUCGCCUCCAACCACCAAAGAAACGCAUCAGACUAAGUUCGAGGGAAGACCUCACCAGCCCGGAAAGCGAAGCCCCCACCAGCCCCUUCAGACCGUGGUCCUUCACCGAGGAACCUCAAAGAGAACCUCUGUCUCUGGUCAAGAAGAGCGAAACCAGCCUAUUAAGGCAGAGGCGGAGGCCGUUAGAACCGCCGCCCCCGCCCGCACUUAAACCGAUCGAAUCAAGGCCAGGACCACCUCGAGUGCCUCCACAUCCCGGUGUGGUGGACUUCCCCGAUAAAUCAAAACCGAGAGAACAAAGGAAUUACAAGAACAUGACACGCGAGAGGCGGAUAGAGGCCAACGCUAGGGAGCGGACGAGGGUUCACACGAUAAGCGCUGCCUUCGAUACACUGCGGCGAUCCGUGCCCUCGUACAGCCACAACCAGAAGCUGUCCAAGCUAUCGGUGCUGCGGAUAGCGUGCGCGUACAUCGCCGCUUUAUCAGCGGCCACCGAGCCCGGGGCUGAACUGGCGGAGGUAGUGGAAAAGGUGACGCAUACUAUACACACUGAGGGUAAAUUGAGAAAAAAGAAAGAUGACCCUUGAAGUGAUGAUGGAAAAUAUCGUUCACUCUUCACGGCUUACCGUCCUCGUGGCCUACGGAAGUACAAAUACGACAAUAAUUUUCUAUAUUGUAUCUUUCUAUGGCUGAAUCUCACUGGUCUGUUACCUGACGGUACGAAAUUGUUCCUCAGACAUCGGGUUUUCAUCAUACAAACCCAGUAUUACCCGUUUUAAUAUGUAUGUUUCUUUGGCUUUAAUAUAUUUAUUAAAAAUCGAGUCAAUAAUUUUAAGUCAGAAUUGUAUAUUUAAAUAGUUUAGUUACUAUACUGUACUUUAUGUAAAUAUUAGGAUUACAUUUAGUUGAUAUUGUUUUAGUAUAUAUAUUUUAAGAAUGGAUACUUUUAUGGGGCACUUGUAAAAUGGACUGUCAGAAACUAUUACGGAUAUUUAUAGGUAGCGUUUGAGAGUGACAUAAAAUCAACGUCACAUUGUCGCCAUUUUGUCAUUACGCCAUUACGGCGCGACCGUCCAUUGUAAUGCCUUAACAUUUAUUGUGAUACGAUGUAGAAACUAAAGCGUUAGAAAGUCAAUAAAACGAAAGCAUUUAAUCUUUUAUAGCAGAUUAUUAAUAUUGUAAAAAAUAUAGUGUACCUAUGUAAUUGAAAAUUGCAAAAAGUUUUGUUAUGUCACUGACAUUCCAUUGUUGAAAAUAUAACACAUAGAUAACACAAUUAACGCCAAAACAGAAAUAAAGAAUAUUAAAUUGA
This is a messenger RNA of Danaus plexippus (monarch butterfly), 1676 nucleotides long. It is a transcript of the gene net, whose product is annotated as transcription factor ATOH8. NCBI's taxonomy places the organism in Eukaryota, Metazoa, Arthropoda, Insecta, Lepidoptera, Nymphalidae. Gene Ontology annotation, molecular function: protein dimerization activity; DNA-binding transcription factor activity. The transcript has 2 exons. Bases 178 to 951 code for a protein of 257 amino acids. The record is from RefSeq and is a predicted model, not a curated record.